This is a messenger RNA of Phycomyces blakesleeanus NRRL 1555(-), 849 nucleotides long. RefSeq lists its product as hypothetical. The coding region runs from base 1 to 849 and encodes 282 amino acids. The transcript is spliced from 4 exons. Lineage: Eukaryota; Fungi; Mucoromycota; Mucoromycetes; Mucorales; Phycomycetaceae. The record is from RefSeq and is a predicted model, not a curated record.
AUGUCUAAUAAUCAAGUUGAAUGCAGUUGCUCAGUAUGCUCUCCAAAUAGCAGAUACUCUGUUAUGGUCUCUUUCCAGACACACCGUAGACAUUUUGCAGAUGAUGUACAAAGAUAUUUCCAAAGACAAUUUUUGCUAUCUGCAGAAGCACUAGACAUGGUAAAUAACGAUGCUAAUGACAUGGAGAUUGAUGCCGAGACAAAUAUUUCUGAAGAUCUUGAAUUUGUUCACGACUUACCUGGUUCUAACAACAAGGAUUUGUCCAACUCUUACGAAUUUAAUAACGAAUCUGAAAACAUUGAAGAACAAUUUUUUAGCCAUGAAAUGCCAGCAGAUCUAACUCACGCUUUCAUCACAUCCUUUGCUGCAUAUUUUAUAUCCAAAUAUGUGGUCAAUUCUGGUGGUACUAUCUUUAUCAAGUUUAUCAAUGAGGUGCUGGCACACUUUGGACAAUCAUUCCGCCUGCUGUUGAGUCUGAAGCAUUUGAAUUCAUUGAUGGGUCUAAGUACAUUGACUGCAGGCAUCCAUCGCUUUGUAGCAUGUGGCGAAUGCCAUAAGAUUUUUUCCGAGUCAGCAUCCAAGUCCAUUCCCCAGUGUUGUGACUUCAGAAAGUUGUCCGGAAACACAUGUGGAAACAAUUUGUUUUUGGAAGCCCCCAAUAGCUUGGAUAGACCAAGAAAGGUCUACAUGUACAACUCGAUAAUAACAGCAUUGUCCAUCUUCUUUUUGCAUCCUGGAUUUGAGAGAUCAAUCAACCUCUGGAGAUUCCGACAACAAGUAUCAGGAACUCUGUUCAAUAUGUACGACGGGGCAAAAUGGAACUCAUUGAAAGAUAAUACUGGUCAAUAA